Molecule: messenger RNA, 900 nt
Organism: Empidonax traillii (willow flycatcher)
Lineage: Eukaryota; Metazoa; Chordata; Aves; Passeriformes; Tyrannidae
Product: polypeptide N-acetylgalactosaminyltransferase 13
Exons: 6
Coding region: 7-810 (267 amino acids)
Cellular component (GO): Golgi apparatus
Source: RefSeq, a predicted model, not a curated record
CCUACUAUGGCUGGUGGCCUAUUUUCUAUUGACAGAAACUACUUUGAAGAGAUAGGAACUUACGAUGCAGGAAUGGAUAUCUGGGGUGGCGAGAAUCUUGAAAUGUCUUUUAGGAUCUGGCAGUGCGGGGGCUCCCUGGAGAUCGUCACCUGCUCCCACGUGGGACACGUGUUCCGCAAGGCCACCCCCUACACCUUCCCGGGGGGCACGGGCCACGUCAUCAACAAGAACAACAGGAGGCUGGCGGAGGUGUGGAUGGACGAGUUCAAGGACUUCUUCUACAUCAUCUCCCCGGGUGUGGUGAAGGUGGAUUAUGGAGAUGUGUCCGUCAGGAAGGCCCUGAGGGAGAGCCUCAAGUGCAAACCCUUCUCGUGGUACCUGGAGAACAUCUACCCCGACUCCCAGAUCCCACGGCGCUACUACUCACUGGGAGAGAUCAGGAACGUUGAAACCAACCAGUGUUUGGACAACAUGGGCCGCAAGGAGAACGAGAAAGUGGGAUUUUUCAACUGCCAUGGAAUGGGAGGAAAUCAGGUGUUCUCCUACACGGCCGACAAGGAGAUCCGCACGGACGAUCUGUGCCUGGACGUGUCGCGCCUCAACGGGCCCAUCCUCAUGCUGAAGUGCCACCACCUGAGGGGCAACCAGCUCUGGGAGUACGAUGCCGAGAAGCUCACCCUGAGGCACGUGAACAGCAACCAGUGCCUGGCAGAGCCGUCGGAGGAGGACAGGCUGGUGCCCACCAUGAGGGAGUGCGGGGACGGCCGCUCCCAGCAGUGGCUGCUGCGCAACAUGACCCUGGGGGCCUGAGCUGGGCACGGCAUCUCCUCCUCCUCCUCUUCCUCCUCCUCCUCCUGCCCUCCUCCUGCCCAGCCCAGCCCUCUCCAAACGCCACCAGAG